Oryctolagus cuniculus (rabbit) is the source of this 4898-nucleotide messenger RNA. RefSeq names its product syntrophin beta 1 (gene SNTB1). The record is from RefSeq and is a predicted model, not a curated record. Lineage: Eukaryota; Metazoa; Chordata; Mammalia; Lagomorpha; Leporidae. Gene Ontology annotation, cellular component: intracellular anatomical structure; synapse; dystrophin-associated glycoprotein complex. Gene Ontology annotation, molecular function: structural molecule activity; protein binding.
CCACCCCGCCCAGGAUCAGGCGAGGGGGAACAAGCCAGCCCCGCUGCGGCUGCCAACCCGCGCCCAGUGCGCCUGCGAACUCCCGGAGCGGAGUCCCGCGCGCCGCCGCGUCUGCACCGGGCGCGCUCUGCUCUCUGCCCCGGACCCCGCGUCCUGCUCCCCGCAACCCUUCCCCACUUUUCCCCCUUUUGCAAUCACAUGGCGUUUUAAGAAUGCCGGAAAGAUGGCGGUAGCGGCGGCGGCGGCGGCGGCGGCGGCUGGGCCGGCAGGCGGGGGAAGCGGCCGGGCGCAGCGGAGCGGGCUGCUGGAAGUUUUGGUGCGGGAUCGCUGGCACAAAGUUCUGGUGAACUUGAGCGAAGACGCCCUGGUUCUGAGCUGCGAGGAGGGCGCUGCGGCGUACAACGGCAUCGGGGCAGCCACCAAUGGCUCGUUCUGCAGGGGUGCCGGGGCCGGGCACCCGGGCGCGGGCAGCGCGCAGCCCCCGGACUCGCCCGCCGGUGUCCGCACGGCCUUCACCGACCUCCCGGAGCAGGUGCCCGAGUCCAUCUCUAACCAGAAGCGCGGCGUGAAGGUGCUGAAGCAGGAGUUGGGCGGUUUGGGCAUUAGCAUUAAGGGGGGCAAAGAGAACAAGAUGCCCAUCCUCAUCAGCAAGAUCUUCAAGGGGCUGGCGGCGGACCAGACCCAAGCUCUGUACGUGGGCGACGCCAUCCUAUCGGUGAACGGAGCCGACCUGCGGGAUGCUACCCACGACGAGGCGGUGCAGGCUCUGAAGCGCGCAGGCAAGGAGGUGCUGCUGGAAGUCAAGUACAUGCGGGAAGCUACGCCCUAUGUGAAGAAAGGAUCGCCUGUGUCAGAGAUCGGGUGGGAAACGCCACCACCUGAGUCCCCUCGGUUAGGAGGCAGCUCCUCGGACCCUCUGUCAUCACAGUCUUUCUCCUUCCAUAGAGACCGGAAAAGCAUCCCCCUCAAAAUGUGCUACGUCACUCGGAGUAUGGCUUUGGCUGACCCUGAGAACCGGCAACUUGAAAUCCACUCUCCAGAUACUAAGCACACAGUGAUCCUAAGGAGCAAGGACACAGCCACUGCCCAGGCUUGGUUCAGUGCUAUCCAUUCCAACGUUAGUGACCUGCAGAGCCGAGUGAUGGCAGAGGUCAGAGAGCAGCUGGGGAAAGCGGGCAUUGCUGGGAGCCGAGAGAUCAGACAUCUUGGCUGGCUUGCAGAAAAGGUGCCAGGGGAGAGUGAGAAACAGUGGAAACCAUCCCUGGUUGUACUGACUGAAAAGGAUCUUCUAAUCUAUGAGAGCAUGCCACGGAGGAAGGAAGCCUGGUUCAGCCCAGUUCACUCCUACCCUCUUCUUGCCACCAGGCUGGUCCAUUCAGGUCCAGGGAAGGGAUCACCCCCGGUUGGUGCAGAUCUGUCUUUUGCAACGCGAACUGGUACCAGACAAGGGAUUGAAACACAUCUCUUCAGGGCAGAGAUCAGCAGGGACCUCUCUCAUUGGACGAGGAGUAUAGUACAGGGUUGCCACAACUCAGCUGAACUCAUUACUGAAAUAACCACAGCUUGCACCUACAAAAACCAGGAGUGCCGUUUGACCAUACAUUAUGAGAAUGGAUUUUCUAUUACCACUGAACCUCAAGAGGGUGCCUUUCCCAAGACAAUCAUACAGUCUCCUUAUGAAAAACUGAAAAUGUCCUCAGAUGACGGAAUCAGGAUGCUGUACUUAGAUUUUGGUGGCAAAGAAGGAGAGAUUCAACUGGACCUUCACUCCUGCCCCAAGCCCAUCGUUUUCAUCAUUCAUUCCUUCUUGUCAGCUAAGAUUACAAGACUGGGCUUGGUGGCCUGAACCGAGCGGCGACGUACCUUUGAGAAGAGGAAGGCUGCAAGCCACCAGAGAGUGUGACGUCAAAUACCAUCUGUAGUGAGCAGAGCACAGGUGGAGCAUGCCAUAGUCAGCUUCAGGUCUCAGGAAUCAUGUGGAACUGUCCCAGACUCCUUCAGCUUCAGCAACUACAAGGGGUAUCCUAAGAAAACGCCACAAGAAAUAGCAGAAUAAACUUUAGAAGAUUAGAAGGCUAACGAGAUAAGGGCAAUUGGAAAUAGACAGCAUAGAUUUUAGAUAAUGACAGCUAAGGAUAUCCAUGUGCAGAUCUUAAUCAUACCAGUUUCUAGGCAACUGGCUCACCCAAGUAAGCAAGGGCUGAGCAGAUGAGAAAUGGACAUUUUCACCUUCUUCCACCCUCACCCAGUAACAAUGAUCCCUUCUUUUAUUGUGAUUUACUUCCUAAUUUGAGUUGACUUUCUUUGGUAGCAAAAGAAAACUACUUCAGAUGGAAACUUACCUUUUAUUUAAGUACAAAGCAGUUGUUACUUUUUUUUUUUCUUAACGAAUUAUCUUUCAAUGGUGUAGAAUGAUUUCAAAGUGUUCUCAUUAGCAUAUACUGAGCAGGAAUUAAAUAAAGCAUCAGAUACUUAUCUGAGCUGUAAACUGUAGGAAUCUGAGCCAAGGUACACUGCUUAAAUUGCAAAGUUUGUCGAAGAGUUCUGUACACAAAAGGUGAUUCAUUCUAGGACUAUACUCACACCAAGGUCUGCUGUCUUACGGCCAAGACUGAUAGCUUUAUUUAUAGAAAGCAAAUUAUGAAUUUUUUAAAAAAGAUUGUCAUCUGAUUCAUAUAUAUAUAUGUAUAUAUAUAUAUAUAUAUAUACAUAUAUAUAUAUGAAACAACCCAUGUGGUUGGGGUUAACUAAUUAUCCCCAUUUUGUGGUUUCCAAUAGAAGUACUGAGCAAUUUAUUGACCCUUGUUCCUGACUGUGCUUGUAUGCAUGCAUUUUCAAGUGAGUAAUAGAGCAGCCUAUUUAAUUCUGGAUGAUUCUGGGUUUUACAUAUAGACCCAGUGUUGUAAUCAAAUCAAUUGCUAGCAUCUGCAGUUCUUUCAGAAUUCCAGGGAAAUAACAUAAUGACCUGAUAUUUUUCUACAAAAAUAUUUUCAGAGUAUAUAUAGUACAUUUCUGAUUUAAUGCUUUUGCUUUUGUCUUUCAAAACUAAUUCACUGAAAAUAGCACCCAUUAUUUGAUUUUGGAGUUCCUUUUCUAAAACCUUGAAAAUUAGCUCUAAGAUUUCUGUAAGCAUUUCUAAUCCAUCUUUCCCCUAUAGUUUACAUAGAUAAGUGUUCUGUGUUAAACUAACAUGUUUUUUAAGAGUCAUAUUUUAACAAAUACCUAUGCAAAGAGAUUUAAAAAGUGAAAUUGCUUUAAAAGAAUGUGAUGUUGCCCAUUCAGACAUAUUUGUAAUCGAGUUACAAAGUUUUAUUUAAAAUUAUCAUUUCCCCCAAUAUAUGUAUUGUUUGACACUAAUUCUAAGGGACAUUGAUUGAGAGGUAUUAUGAAGGGGUGGGAACAGGGUAGGGAUUUGGUAAUGAAAAUCUUUGUUAAAUACCGAGUUAAAAUAAUGUUAAACAGAUUUCAGUACUGCUGGCCUCCUGUGCAGACUUUGAUGUUCACUGUGAUUCUUCCAGGGGAGAAUCCCUUCCACUUACCCACAGGACUCCCUUCCAAUGGGCCUCUGGUGAAGAUAGCGCAUUUUUGAAAAUUGCUUUAGAAAACACAGCUUUAGGAUAUUGACUUUUUAUUGCUUAUUUUAAAAUGCUGAAGAGUGAAAUCCCAUCUUAAAUACUGUAGAACAGCUUUGAUGCAUUUGUAAAUUGUCUUGCACUCUCUCUAUAUUUUCAGAAUCACUGGAAUGUUGUUAUACAAGAGAAUUAUACUUGUGUAUUGUAAAUAACAUGUUAAAAUCCAUAAUUAAUGCCAAUAGUUUAAUUCAACAUAAUGUAAUCUAAGGUGCUCGGUACUACAUGAAGUAUGAGUUAAUUACUCAUGACUAAGUUGCAAAGAUCCUACUAUAUAUUUAUAGACAGAUCAAAACAAUCAUUACAAAUAUUAUUUCUUCAUCAUUUAAGUUUUGGACUAAUAUUUGUGUGGAGAUCAACAGAAACUACAUUCUCUUACAUUUAUAAAAACUUAAUUUAAAUAUUUAUAUUUUAGGAAAAUAUAUUUGAAUAAAAAUCAUGCAAUUUCUGAAGUAAAUUAAACUGUGUUCUUAGCAAGAAAUAGAAAAUUUUACCAAGAGAAUUGUGUUGUGAAUCAUUAUUUUUUCCAAGUAUAUAAUAACAGAGUGAGUCUGAUAAAUCAAUUUCAACUACCCAUUUUUUCUUCUUUUGAAUUGAUUUUCAUCUUGUCUCAAUGUGUGUUAGUGGGUAUGGCAGAGGCUCCCAAGUCUGGAUCAUCUCUGAGAAUAUUCAAUGGAUCAACUGAGUCAUUUUGAGAAAUUUGUCCAGUUCACUCUGUGCUCAACCCCGUGAGUUAUUACGCUAAUGAUGUUUUCCCUACAUGAAAAUCGAUAUAAAUGAACAGUUUUUCAAUCUGUACUUUGUGGGAAGCUGUCCAUUUUUCACUAGAUGUGGUUCUGUGAGUCCUUUGGUUGGCGACAUCUCUUAAAAGAGAUUUAAAGAAGGCCAAUGUGAAUAUAGAUAUCAGUUGUUUAUUCUGACUUGAAUUAAGCAGGAGAAACAAAAUCAUAACCUGAAUACAAAGUACCCAGGUGAGGUAUUUAAUUCUAACAAAGGAUAGGAUGAAAAUGCUGCAGACACACAACCCUUUGUCUAAAAGCUCGUUGACCUGCCUGAAUGGCAAUGGAAAGAAUGAUUUUAAUGCUGAGGUGGAUUCUCCUAAAAUCAUAGAUCUCUGUUUUACAAAUAUUAGGGAUUUCAUUGGAGCAGGCUGGGGAGAGGAAGUAAAUUUUUGGAUAUUCCUAGAGUUAAAAAAAAUGUGCCUGUAUUUAUAAUAUCAUGACUAUCAUGUCAACUUUAUACAUGAAUUAAAUAAAUAUUCAUCCAUGA